Phaedon cochleariae (mustard beetle) is the source of this 2316-nucleotide messenger RNA. Lineage: Eukaryota; Metazoa; Arthropoda; Insecta; Coleoptera; Chrysomelidae. The record is from the annotation of a GenBank genome assembly.
AAACUUACCUCGACACAAAUUUGCUUAAUUUUGUCUCUAGACGGCUCUUGAGUUGAAAUUUUCUAAUCGUUUUUGCUUCAUAACUUUGAAACGGUUCAUGAGAUAGGAUUUCACUUAAAUCAUGCACACCCAUUGGUCAUAUGGAAACUUCGAACGCUAAUAUCUCCGUAAUAGUUUGAAAUAACUUUAUUGAAACCGGUAUCGUUGAAUUCGUUAUGAUAAUCCCUAACCGAUUAUGGAAUAAAAUACAGGGUGUGCCAUUUGAAAAUAGAAGUGAAAAAAAGCUACCACAGGGCUGUCAAAUGUAAUCCAUUUUUUGAGUCAUUAAGGAUGUGCUUGGAUGCCAUUCAAACCAGUUUCUUCAUUUUCUGAUUAUCUUGUCAAAUAAGCGACAUAUUGCUUGUAAACAAUAACUUGGGACACCCGGUAUAACCAGGAUACUUAUGAUUUCGAUCUAUCAAAAUUAACAUAUUUUUCGUAUGAUGACAAGAAAAUAUAUUUUUCUUCAAUUCUGGAGAGCUGAAAAAAAAGAAUUGGUAAAUUUUACCUAGCCAUAAAACUGGUAGGUAAUAUUGUCGAGGAUAUGGUUCAGGAAAAUGGCCUUCAAGAAAUGGAAUCGACAUGUACAUAAUAUUCGUUAGAGAUUCAAGAAAAAAUAAUCAUGAACAUUAAUCAGUUUGUCAUAUAUCUAACGAAUUAUUACCGUUAGUCCAACCAGUCAAGAAGGUUAUUGAUAAUGUUUAUAUGUCAGAUAAAAUUUGGCCUCCUAUUAAUUCUUUUUCAUUAUUUUAGCCCAAUUUGUGUGUGAAUGAAUGCUGUGUUCAUAUCACCUAAUUCUUGUUGUUCGAUUAUUCGAUAUUAAAUUUAGUAUAGUAACCUACUACUUUUAUUAUAUAAUUUUCUCAGGAUUAGAUACCUAUUACUCAAACAUGAAGGUGGUCACAUGUAUAGCACCUGUAAAUAUCGCCGUCAUCAAAUAUUGGGGCAAAAGAGAUGAAGACCUGAUUCUACCUUUGAAUGACUCACUCAGUGGAACUCUGAGUACAGAAUUUAUGUGUGCCAAAACUUCAAUUCUAGCAAGUCCUUCUUUACAAGAAAAUAGGUUUUGGUUGAAUGGUAUAGAACAAUCAUUCAAUAACAGGAGGCUAGAAAGUUGUCUGAAGGAAGUUAAACGUCGAGCAAAUCAGGCAUUACCUCAUCUCAAUUGGAACAUUUCUAUAUGUUCAAAAAACAAUUUUCCCACUGCAGCUGGUCUAGCAUCCUCUGCUGCAGGUUACGCGUGUCUAGUUUAUGCUUUAGCAACCCUUUAUGAGAUCCAAGGGGAUAUUUCUGGUAUUGCUCGUAUAGGGUCGGGUAGUGCAUGUAGAAGUGUAUAUGGUGGAUGGGUACAAUGGUGCAAAGGAACCACUUCAGAUGGAGGAGACUGCAUUGCUAGACAAAUAGCUCCAGCGUCUCAUUGGCCUGAAAUGAGAGUGUUGAUUCUGGUAGUAAAUGAUGCGAGAAAAAAGUAUAGCUCUACUUCAGGUAUGAGAAGUAGCGUUGAAACAUCUCAACUUCUGAAAUACAGAGCAUCGGAAAUUGUACCACAUCGAUUGUCUGAAAUUACCGAGGCAAUUAAGAACAAAGAUUUUGAGAAAUUUGCUGAAAUUACAAUGAAAGAUUCCAACCAAUUCCAUGCAGUUUGUUUGGAUACAUAUCCACCUUGCAUAUAUAUGAAUGACGUUUCUCAUUGCAUUGUCGAUGUGAUUCAUGCCUAUAACGAGUAUAAAACAUGUAACAAAGUUGCAUAUACAUUUGAUGCUGGGCCAAAUGCAUGUUUAUAUUUGCUGGAAUCCGAGGUAGAGGAAGUUUUAUCUGUGAUCAAUUAUGUGUUCUCACCACCAACUGCAAAUUCCGAGGAAUAUGUGAAGGGGCUAACCGUUUCAAUCAAAACAAUUUCACAAAAGUAUUAUUGAAAACCUGAAUUUUCAACCUCGCCAAUGCACAGGAAGCGCCGCCAGCGCCGAAAAACAGCGAAAUUUCGGAUCAUCUAGUUUUUCAGAAGUUUCAGCAUGAAGAAAUGGUUAAACGAGAAAAAACACUCAGUCCUUUUCUGUGGAACAGUAUAUUGUCAAUUAUUUAAAAUUAGAAUCACCCUCAUAAGCAUAAAACAUUAUCGAGUUAGAGCCAUUCACAUUCAGAGCGAACUCUUAGAAUUUCAAUAAAUGUUUGGUUUCCAUCUAUUAUUUCCUAUUUUUCACUGUGAAGCGAUGGUUUUUCAGCAAAGUUGAUAGAAACUUACUUUGAAGAUAAGAAAUGUACCUUCAAUUCCUGAUG